This is a messenger RNA of Linum trigynum, 1459 nucleotides long. The record is from the annotation of a GenBank genome assembly. Lineage: Eukaryota; Viridiplantae; Streptophyta; Magnoliopsida; Malpighiales; Linaceae.
UCUAGACAUUUACAAAGUGGCUUGGAUGCAAGGUUGUCAACCCGCGGGUUGACCCGGACCCGGUUGAGCUAGUGGGUCAAGGGUUAAUGGGUCACCCAUUUUAGCCCGGUUUAGCCCGGAAAUAUGGAAAGCGUCAUUAUAUUGUACUUAUCCUGAUAAAUUAUACCAAAUCUCAUCUAACAUAUGAGUUAUAACAUAUAAUAUUACACCAAAAUAACAUUUCGUACUUAGAUUCAACAUAUAGUGAAAAUUAACACACACUUAGAAUUCCAAAGAUUGAGUUAGGCGAAAAAGAAUAAUCGGAAAAUAGGCGCAUUUCGCAAAACAAGGAAAAAAAUGAUACAAUUUGACCUCCAACCCGGUACCUUAUAGCGGUCGACCCGGCGGGUGCGUGCGGCCCGUUUUUCUCACCGGGUCAGGGUCAAAGUGGGUCAACCCGCGGGUUGACAACCUUGCUUGGAUGACAGUAGAUUGGUUUUGUUUUCUUCACCACCAGCUUGAACAGAUGUUUUUUUUUUGGCGGAAUAUGUUAAUUAACAAGAAAAGGGCAUUCAUCGGCCAACUGCCUUGUACGUGAACAUCGAUAGCCCAGAAUAAGUUGCAUUAUUUCCAUCGCCGGAAAUCAAUAGCACAUCCCUAUUUAUAAUUAGUCUCCAUCGUCCAAGUGUAAUUAAUUAAUAAUCAAUCAAGUAAUCCCUGCUUCAAACAUCAUGGCUACAUUGCACUGUUUCCACCGCCGCCCGAUCAUCCUCGUCGCCAUCCUCGCCGCCUUUGCCGCCGCCAUCGAAUCACAGCCGAACACGAACAUGGUCCCCUUCAGCUGCUCCUCCAUCCGAACCACCACCUGCUCGGCCACCCUCUACCACAUCACCACCGCCGCCAACACCACGCCGCAGCAAGUCGCCGCCGACUACUCCGUCUCCCCGUCCCAGCUAAAGCCCAUCGCCCACCUCGACCGCCAGGACCUGCUCGUUACGGUGCCCUGCGCCUGCCAGGGCGUCAACGGGACCGUCGCCUACUUCUACGACACCCACUACGCCGUGAAAACCGGCGACACGUUCGCCAACGUGUCGGCGGAGGUGUACAGCGGCCAGGCCUGGCCGACGGGGGACGAGGCGAGGAGGUUCAUCGCCGGGAAGAGCGUGACGAUGAACCUGUUGUGCGGGUGUUCGGCCGGCGAGGAUGUGGUGACGUACACCGUUCAGGACGGGGAUACGUUGUUCGGCGUGGCGACGAUGUUGGCGUCCGAUGUGAAGGGGAUUCAGCGGCUGAAUGGCAAGUUGCUGGGGAACUCGAGUGAUUUUAUUGACGUCGGCGAGGUUCUGUUUGUGCCGGUUACGAUCAACAACGGAACUCUGUUGGGUUAAAUCUCGUUACGUACUCUGAUUUGUUGUACAAGAAAUAAAAAGUCUAUAGAUGAUUUCUUGGCAAGAGGAUCUAAUGAAUAAUAAUAGAAAUG